Molecule: messenger RNA, 1690 nt
Organism: Haliotis rubra (blacklip abalone)
Lineage: Eukaryota; Metazoa; Mollusca; Gastropoda; Lepetellida; Haliotidae
Product: death domain-associated protein 6-like
Exons: 2
Coding region: 203-1690 (495 amino acids)
Source: RefSeq, a predicted model, not a curated record
CUGGCUACAUUCCACCUGCAGUUGGCGAACGAACAAGGCUGCGAACAAAGUCUCUCGUCGAAAAUGCGUCUUUUGUUUGAAAUCUGGAUGUUUGUGAGCCCAUUUUGAUUCCUGUGGAUAUAUUAAUAUUAUUUUACAUUCUUAGACGUUUCCGCCUCACAACUAAUCUCCAUGUUGGGUAAGGACUGGACAAGGCAAGUGGAUGAUGGAUUUCAACCCUCUGGACCUUCUGGCAGCAGCUGCCGCCCUACAGAGAGACGAUCCCAAGUCAUCCAACCAGUCAGGAGGUCAGACUCAAAGUGAGGCAAACUGUGAUGAUAAAAAUACAGAAGAGUCAACAGAGGAAGAGGAUUCAAGCAAUAGUAACAAAAUGGGCUCAGCCAGAAAGCUACGUAGUGAGAUUAAGCGACAGAACUCUUGCAACCUACCCUCAAGUGAGGUAGGCAAGUUGUUCAGUGAAAAGUCAAGUGGUGUUGACUAUGUGGUGGAUGAGGAUUCUCCUGGAAGGACGAUAAGGAGGCAUUCAUGGAGUGCGGAAGGAGAGGUAGUAGGUGAUAGUGCUAAAAUUACAGACCUGUCUGUGGAACAUGAAGAGAGUAAAACCGACUCGUCACAGAAGGCAGUCGAGGAGUCUGACGAGGCACCAUGUGAAAAUGACAGCUUAGACAUUGGUCAGAGUGGUUGUGGGGAUUCUCCUGAAGUGUCAGAAGAUGCUUCACAACCACCUCCACCUGAUCCAGCUGGUGCUCAGAGUGCAGAUGAAGAUGACUCAUCUGAAUCUGCAUCUGUUAAAGAGACAUCUGAAGGUUCUCCUGUGGAAUCAGGUGCUUGUGAUGUGAGUGUGACAGAACCUGCUCAGGUAGAACAAGAUGAUGAAAGUGUGAUUGAGCAGGACAAUGUCAGUGAUUUUGACUUGACAGAACCAACGGCUGCUUGCUGUCCUGUAUGUCACAAGCCAAGGACUGAUUAUGCUGUUGGGGUAUCUGAUCCUAGUGAGCUUUGUGCAAUCUGUGAGAAACAGACAGUGUCAGAGAAUGGUGAGGCAGCUAGUCCAUCAGGAUUUGUUGAGGAACCAGUCCCGGGAUCAGCUGCAGGACCAAGUAUAGGUGUGAUUGAUAAUGAGCAGUCUGAGUCUGGCUUUGUUGCCAUUGUUAGUGAUAGGACUUGUUUGGACACUACCGAUAAUGAAGAAAAGUCAAGUUUAUUAGAAACAUAUUUGACAACUGGUCAUACAGAAAAGGUUCAAGAGAACAGUUUUUCCAUGGAAAUGCAUGCAAGCAAGAGCUCUGAGGAGAGUAUGAUGGACACAACUGAUUGUGAUGUGAGAAUGGAGAGCAAUGAUGCCUCAGGGCCAGCUUCUAGUGUUGAGUCGGACCACUCAUAUGCCUCUCAACCAGGAAAGGUGACUGAAAGACAAAGCACAGACUAUUAUGACACAGAAACUGGAGCAGAAUCCGAUUCUUGUGGAGAAAAUAGCUCGACCGAAGAAGUAGAACAUCGUGCAAGGAGCAUGUCAAUAGAAAGUGUGUGUUUAAGAUUCGGUUUUGAGGAUAAACAUAUGACACUACCUGUGAAAGAACAUGAAGAUAGUGAUCAUAUGUCUGGACAGGGAUCCCUUCUAUGGAAGUCAGCGAUCCAACCACCAAAGAGUUGGUUCACUUCCUUUACCUGGCGGAUAAGUACAAACUGA